UUGUGUGGAGAAAACAUUCACAUUCUGGGAAGCACAAAAUCCAUCACCCUCCAGAAAAGGAUAAGAAGAACGCUUUACAUCCCCCACAAUUCUCUGCCAAGGACAUGUUGGUCCUGCAUACGGACAAAACCGCUGCACAUGGAAAGGGUGAAACCAAACACAAAAAGCAUGUGUGGAAAAAACAUUCUUCAGUGAGAAAUAAGAAGACGCAUCAUCCCCUGGAAGAGCCUGUGGACCUGGACGUCUGCUCUCCAGCGACAUCCACGUCCACCGUAGACCUACCUCUGGCUUUAGACAAGUUGGACGAACUGCAGGAAGCAGAUGAGACCAUGAAGAAAAUGUCUCUCUGGAAAAAACAUUCAAGUGUGAAAAGGCACAAGACUCGUCAGCAUCUACAAGAGAAUCAAAAACCAGGUCCGUUAUCCAGACCGGUGACACACUCUGCCAAGGAGGUUUUACUGCAGCCUACAGACCACAUGCAUGAACUGCAGGAAACACAUGGAACCAAAACUAAAAAACAUCUGUGGAGAAAACACUCGGUGAGAAAACACAGGACACAUCACCCCUUAGAAGAGGAUCUGAUGCAGGAGUUCUGCCCUCCAGUCCCGUUCCCCACCACAGAGGACUUACCCCUGUCUGAAGACAAGACUAACGAAUGGCUGGAACGGGAUGAACACCAGAAGAAAAUGUCUCUCUGGAAAAAACAUUCGACUGCUAACAUGGACAUGUUUCAUCAACUUUUAGAAGAGGAAAUGAAACAGGUAUCUUUACUGUCUCCGAUGAUGAUCGUCCCGCAUCACAAAACCUCUGAACAUCAUGACAAAACCAAAAAGAAAAGGUCAGUGUGGAAAAAAACUCCCAAAGACAGGACAGAUGAACAUCUUGACAGCGUCCUACCAGAGGACUUCCAUUCUGGUCCAAUGACAUCCUCUGCACAGGAAGUCCUAGCCUUAUCUGAAGACCAGACGGACGGUCCCCAGGAAAAUGACGUGGCUAAAAAGAAAAGGCACGUGUGGAAGAAACGUUUUUCUUUAAGAGUGAAAAACAAGAUUCAACAUUUUCUAGGAGACAAAGUGAACCAAGAUCAUUCCUUUCCAGCGACGCCUUCUGCACAUGAGGUCUUGUCCCUGCCUGAAGGCGAAGCAGACGAUGUUUUAGUGGAAAAGGACAAUGUUGUAAAGAAAAAGGAAAAGUCUUCAUGGAAGAAACACCUACCUAUGAGAAUUAAAGGCAAGAACCAUCAACCUCUAGAGGAGGAUCUGACACAGGGUUCCUCCACCCCAGUAGUUCUACCUCUGCCUGAAGGACAAACCCAUGAGCACCAUGUAAAAGACAAGAGCAAAAGGGGAAAACAUCUGUUGAAAAAACAUGCCUCUUCGCGAAAAAACGCAAUGAAUCAUCAUGAAGAAGAGGAGCAGACGCAGGGUUCUGGUCAUCCACACUCCACCAAAGAACUGUUAGCUUUGCCUGAAGAACUGCACGAAAAGGACAAGGGCAAAAAGGACAAGUCAAGGAAACACAAUAAAAAAAAUAAGACACAUCAACACGCAGAACCAGACCAAGAACAGGACCCUUCACUUCCUCCGAUGACACACCCUACCGACGACACUUUAGCGCCACCUGAAGACAAAGCCAACGAACAACAUGAAAAGGACAAGACCAAAAAGAAACGAAACCAUACUGUGGCCAAGAGACGACACUGAUGAAUUAGAACCAUCCGGAAGAAAGAGCGCGAUCAAACGAUCUGCAAACAACUGUGUCAUUGUUGGUUCUCCACUUUCACUGACAAACUAAGACCUGACCUGAAAACAUCCCACCCUCAAACCAGUCAUUCACUGGUGGCAUUUUAAUUUAUUUACUUUAGAAUUUUAUAAUUAGUACGGUUUUAAUUAAAAUGAAUAUUUUCGAGAAUGCAAAACAGAAUUUCAACUAAUUGUAUAGGAAACCAAUAAUUUACUAAUGUUGUAACAAAAACAUUGGUAUGAAUAAAUCCAGUGUUUAAAAUGUAGCAGAACUAGUAAACAAAUCUGCCAACUCUAACUACAACAACAUACUUCUAUAUGCUGAUGAUGGAGCGGGUCACCUCAUGAUAACCUGCAGUUACUGUCAGCGAUACAGACGCAGAAUCACAGCUCGAACGAGGAACGUGCAUUUCACAGAUCACGAGAAGAACCGCACCGUUUGUGAAACGUUGUCUGACCCUUUAAGGAAGUUAGUGGAGUAAGUUUCAGUACUCUUUAACUCUUCCUUGUCCCCUGCUCAGAUGAUGCAUCAGCAAAACAAAACGAAACCUGCACAGUCAACAGUCAACAUGGAAGGCACCUCAAACACAUCGCUCUCCUAAAUAUCAGUGUCUCCACUGGACUGAAUGCAGCCUUUCUUUGAGAGGCCGAGCGCCACGUGACUCUUUCUGUGCUGCUCAUUCCUCGAUGCUCGUGGCACCACAUGGUCUCAUCAGGGAGGGGAAAGAGGAAGAGAGAGGAGGAGAGGGUGAGGGUGAAGAGUGAGGAGAGAAGCUGGUGGCAGGAGGUGAUGUGGCUACAAUUUUUUUUUUUUUUUUACCCCAAACAGAACAGAACUGUGUGUGUGUGUUUGGGACAGACUGAGCCCUGUGAGAAAAUGUGUGUGUGUGAGUGUGAGUGUGUGUUGAUCUGUUAAGGAGCCACCCUGGCUCUACAAACACUAAGGGAUUCACUUCAGCCCCAAAACAACGGCCCCUUUAAAUCCCUGCACACGGCGGCGGCAGCAGCUCGAUCUCUCUCUCUCUCUCUCUCUCUCACACACACACACACACACACACCACAUCCCCAUGCAUCAGCUUGCAUGGAUAUCGUGCUAAAGCCACUCUCAUCCUUCCUAAUUAGCUGCUCAGCCUUUGUAGCAGAGGGACUGUUCACUGGGAGACAAUGAGUGGUCAGAGUGCUGAGGUCGUUGGUUAUUGAAAGUCUAAUUUUUUUUUUUUUUAAUUUAAUGACCUCUGACUUGUUUUUCAUGACUUCUUUUUUCGGAUUUCUUCUGCCAGACGCCGACUUCAGGAAGUGUCAAGUCAAAUCAGUUAUCUACUGUGCGGUUUAUUUAGUCAGACUGUGUGAGACUGUGGUUUGGUUUCACUGAGACUCCGAGACUCUAACAUCCAUUUGUCU
This is a messenger RNA of Cynoglossus semilaevis (tongue sole), 3143 nucleotides long. RefSeq lists its product as uncharacterized. Bases 105 to 1703 code for a protein of 532 amino acids. The record is from RefSeq and is a predicted model, not a curated record. The transcript is spliced from 2 exons. NCBI's taxonomy places the organism in Eukaryota, Metazoa, Chordata, Actinopteri, Pleuronectiformes, Cynoglossidae.